AACUACUAUUUAAACCAUUUUUUUUUAAAUUGAUGAAAAUGGGUUUUUUUUAUUUUAAAGAAUUAUAUCUUGAUCAUGCAUUAAAAUAUGACACCUAUUCAUUAUGGCACUGUCAGUUUUAAAAUUUACAUCAUCUCAGUGUUACGUUUUGACGGAAUUAUCUUGAAUUAUUUAUAGUCUGAAAACAAGAAAUGCCAACUGAAGUACUAUCACCAGAGAAGAUUAGAGAUAAUCUUCAGGUCCAACUAGAUGAAUUGGAAAGUCUUCAAUCGAUGUUCUGUAAUCCUGGCGAACUAAAAGUGGAUUUCCCUAGUUUCUAUGAAAUUAAAGAAUACCUUGAGGGUAAUAUGUCUGCACCAGGUGGGCAUUUGGACUAUACAAUUAAUAUAGACAUAGACAAAUUCAAGUUUGAAAUAUGUGUUAACCUUCCACUAGAAUAUCCAGACGUGACGCCAGAAAUGUUCAUCAGAAACUCCAAACUGAAUAAGGUGCAGCAUAUUGCAAUCAAUAAGGAAAUAAGUAAUUUUUUAAACAGUCUAGAUAGAGGCGAACCUUGUAUUUUUACAGCAGUUUCAUGGCUACAAGACAACUACGAAAAAUACAUUCAAAUACAAGAAGAUCCUAAACCUAGUCAAACGCAGAAAAAUGAGGACCUUGUAAGAUAUUGGAUUUAUGCUCAUCAUAUUUAUAGUAAAACUAAACGGAGAGAGAUCGUGGACCAAGCCCACAAUUACUCCUUGAACGGGUUUUGUUUGUCAGGAAAACCUGGAAUAAUUUGUGUGGAAGGAACAGUGGAUGACUGUGACGCCUGGUGGCAAAUCAUUAAAUCCAUGAACUGGAAAAAAAUAUUCCGCAAGUGCACAGAAGAAGACAAAGAGAAAGGAAACAAUUUCCUCAAGUUCUCUAGUUUUACUGAAAUUAGUUUUCCAACCGGAGGAUCAUUGCCCAACCAUAGUGAUAUGGGAGAGUUUAAUAAAUAUCUGGAUAAACAAGGCCUUGGAUAUAUGUUUAAAGAUAUUUUCGGACUUGAAGGUUAAUUACAAUAUGAUCUCAAAUAUAUUCCUAUUCACUUAAUUGUUUAUCAAUACCCGUUACCAAUUGAAAAUACGUUGAAAUUGUUUAUAUAUUUUUUUACUAUUGAUUUUAUAAUAAAUGUAUAAAAAUA
Aethina tumida (small hive beetle) is the source of this 1165-nucleotide messenger RNA. RefSeq names its product RWD domain-containing protein 2A. Gene Ontology annotation, molecular function: protein binding. The transcript has 2 exons. The coding region runs from base 192 to 1037 and encodes 281 amino acids. The record is from RefSeq and is a predicted model, not a curated record. NCBI's taxonomy places the organism in Eukaryota, Metazoa, Arthropoda, Insecta, Coleoptera, Nitidulidae.